AAUAAAGGCUUCUUGCGAUUCUUGGGACGCAAAAUAAUUUCUGUUGUUCAUACUUUUUAUGUCUACAUAUUUGAUUCUACAAUUCGGAUUUUGCGAUUUGUUACAUUAACUCAUCUUCAUAUUGCUGUAUCUUUAUAUGAAAUUUUGAAUGUGUUGCAGUGACGGUUCGUCGUUCAAGGAAAACUGAGGGGAAAUCGAAUCCACGAAUGUCGCUGAUGUCAGCAUAUGUGCGCAAUAUAUGAUGUCAGCAAUUAUACAGUGUGUCGAAGUUUUUGAAGAUAAUUACCUUCGCGGGAACGAAGAAAAGCUUAAACUUAACAGAACUAGGGGCAGUUAUUUACUGAAAAGACCAGUUGAAGAGAGAAAUUUUUUGCUAACAACUAGCUAUCUAAUGCUAUGGAAAAAAUGCAAGUGGAAAAUUGUCAGCUUGAUGCUUCAUCGCAGGAAGUGAAGUGUUUAAAAGAAGAGUUGGAAAAUUUGAGGGAAAUUAUUAAGUCAAUGAGAGCAGAAAAAAUAAAAUUGGAAAAAGAAAAUCAUUAUCUUCAAAAGCAGUUGGAGAUAUUGUCCUUAGACCAUUCCACACAUUUGUUUGAAAAUGAUCAAAAUCGAAAUGAAAGAAAACGUUUGAACAGUUUCCAGCAAAUCUUCGAAGUCAACGAUCAAUCACAGCCUACUUUAACACAUCCACCCGUAGUUUCACAUUUCCAUGGAAAUGAUAAUGUGUUAGCUAUGGCGCCACCUCAAGAUGAAAGAAUAUCGACGCAUCUUGAACAGUUUGAAAAUCCUCAGUCAAGUGCGACAACAUCUGAUUCUUGUUCAUAUUCUGUUCAAGUGGAUGACAGAACUCCUUUACUUACGACUGCACAAGAUACAUCAAAUACGAAGUCUGCUGUUGGUAUCGUCUAUAAAAUGUAUGAACUUUUAAUUCUUGCGUUAUCUCAUUCAUUAUUACAACGAGACAUAAAAAAAAUCAAGGAAUGGGCAAGUACAAACUUUUCUAUACAGAACAACCUUGGUGCGAAGGAGAUAUUUUUGAAAUUAGAAGAAAAACGGAUAAUCAACUUUGCUGACCUAAGUCAACUUUGUAAUUUUUUGAGAACAAUUCUUCGCUUCGAUUUGGUUAAUGUCAUCGAGAAUUAUGAAACUGGGAAUUACACGCAUCUCAAGAAAUUGAUUACAGAAUACAAAGCUAGACAGAAGAAAUCAUUAGACUCGGCAAGAUGGUCAGGUGAAAGAGGAACGAGGCCACGAUUGGCAAUGACUAACGGCAAUAGAACCUAUCAAGAUUUUCAAAAUAUGGCUGUACACACUCCUUCAGAGCAAACUUCAUUGCAGAGGAGCUUUCCACAAGUUUUAGGAACAAGUGCAAACAACUUUAAACGAAACGCUUUCAAUCCUAUUUUACAACCUUCAAUUUUUGACCAUUCUCGUGGUAAUGAAAGAGGAAACAACUCAACUGAUAUCAACGUAAGAAAUAGAAACGAAUCUUCCGAAUCAAGCGAACCGGUGCAUAACGUAAAUACCUCCAGUCGCUGUGUAAUUUCGUCUUCUGGUUUAAUAAAUACAGAAGGUCAGAUGCAAAAUGCUUUACAAGUAAGAAGUGCAGCAGAAAGCAACGUUGCGUCUUCUUCGAACCAACGAAGUGCUCACUCUACGUUAACUCAACAAGCGAGGAACGUAAGAUGGUUGUGUACUCAUUAUAAAAGAAGAUGUUACGUGAAAUUUCAGUGCUGCGAUAAAUAUUGGCCAUGUCAUCGUUGUCAUAACAACCAAAGUAAUUGUGGCCAAAAGAAGCUCAAGUCACGUGAUGUGAAGAUGGUCAAAUGUGCAGAAUGUGGAAAAGAACAGCAGUUUGGUGAAAGUUGUGUUUCGUGCAAUAUUCCGUUUGCUGACUAUUACUGCGGAAUAUGUAAACAUUUGACAGGAUUGGACGACAAGCCUUAUCAUUGUGACAAAUGUGGAAUUUGCAGAGUUCACGGUGAUCGAUCGUACCAUUGUGAUGUUUGUGGAAUUUGUCUUGAUGUUCAACUUCGUGGCAAUCAUGAAUGUCGCCCAAAUUCCGCUCAUGAUGCUUGCUGUAUUUGUUUGGAGGAUGCAUUUACUGGAUGUCAGAUAUUGCCAUGUUCUCAUAAAGUUCAUAAAGAAUGCGCAGCUCAGAUGCUCCAAAGAGGAAUUACUCGCUGUCCGAUUUGUCGUAAAAGUUUUGCGCACAAGCUAAAGCGCAAGAAUGACAAUAAAAGAUGAGCAAGACAUUAGCUAAUUUUGAAAAUGAAUGCAUAACUGAAAGCACUAAUCCCAAACGAUGGAAACUUGAGGAAACUUAACACUUGAAUUUUUCUCCCGAGGAAGCACAUAAUGAUAAUCUUGCUGGAAGCAUACGGCAAUGAGAAAAUAUACACGAGAAACAGUAAAAUCUUUUGAAAACACACGAUACAAAAGUUUUGGGUAGAAACGAAAUUCAUGGAUAAUUUUACAAAAGAUGUAAGUGCAUUAAAUAGAAUAAUUUAAAAAAUUGAUAUAUUUAUAUUAUAUAAAAUUAUUAAUAGCAAUUUAGCAUGAAACUUACGACUGCCGUUGGUGACAAAAAUACAAUUAAAACAAUUUAUUGGUUAUGGAUUAACAUAUAUUGAUGAAUUUGAUCACAAAAUAUCUGACAUAUAAAGAUACUUAACAUGGCAACUUAGAGAUAUUUUUGCUUAAUUGUCAUAUAUUUAUAUCUGAUAAACUUUUUAGAUUAUCUUAUGUAAAUUAGUUUUAAACUUUUUAAUUUAACCCUGAAAAGCACAUUGGAGAUUUGGUAAAGUACUGAUAAUAAUAAUGAAAACUCUAUUGAAUAUUUUUAUAUUCUUGCAAUUGCAAA
Messenger RNA from Xenia sp. Carnegie-2017, 2860 nucleotides. RefSeq lists its product as uncharacterized. The record is from RefSeq and is a predicted model, not a curated record. The transcript has 7 exons. NCBI's taxonomy places the organism in Eukaryota, Metazoa, Cnidaria, Anthozoa, Malacalcyonacea, Xeniidae. Gene Ontology annotation, biological process: protein ubiquitination; regulation of apoptotic process; ubiquitin-dependent protein catabolic process. Gene Ontology annotation, cellular component: nucleus. Gene Ontology annotation, molecular function: ubiquitin protein ligase activity; protein binding; zinc ion binding. The coding region runs from base 397 to 2244 and encodes 615 amino acids.